Messenger RNA from Pterocles gutturalis (yellow-throated sandgrouse), 1123 nucleotides. RefSeq names its product sodium/hydrogen exchanger 9-like. Gene Ontology annotation, biological process: proton transmembrane transport; regulation of pH; sodium ion transport. The record is from RefSeq and is a predicted model, not a curated record. The coding region runs from base 161 to 1123 and encodes 320 amino acids. NCBI's taxonomy places the organism in Eukaryota, Metazoa, Chordata, Aves, Pterocliformes, Pteroclidae. The transcript is spliced from 5 exons. Gene Ontology annotation, cellular component: recycling endosome; membrane. Gene Ontology annotation, molecular function: sodium:proton antiporter activity.
AAUUCUGAGCUCAGGCCCUUUACCCUGAGGCUGCAAAUGAAACAGAUGUGCUUGCUGUGAAUUUCUGUAGUAUCUGGACUUUUUUGUACCAAAGGUGACAGCAGUUUCCUUCCUGUGAUUUUUUCUUUUAUUUUUGCACAUAUUUUCCAAAGGGAAUGCAAUGGAGAAGUUGAAGAAAUAUGUGUCGGUGAAAGAUGAAGAUCAGUUUUAUCAUCAGGGAGCCGUGGAGUUGCUAGUCUUUAACUUUCUGCUCAUUCUCACAAUAUUAACAAUUUGGUUGUUUAAAAACCAUCGAUUCCGCUUUCUGCAUGAAACUGGAGGAGCUAUGCUUUAUGGCCUUGUAAUGGGAUUAAUUUUACGAUACGCAACAAAAGUAUCAGAUGUUGGAAGUGGAACUGUUUAUGAAUGUGGAAAGCUGAAAUCUGGGCCAUCUACUCUACUUAUUAAUAUAACUAAUCAGGUCUAUGAAUAUCAAUACAAAAGAGAGAUCAGCCACCACAAUGUCAAUGGUCCCCAGGGCAAUGCAAUGCUUCAAAAGAUGACAUUUGAUCCUUCCAUCUUCUUCAAUAUUUUGCUGCCACCCAUUAUAUUUCAUGCUGGAUAUAGUUUAAAGAAGAGACAUUUUUUUCGUAACUUAGGAUCGAUUUUAACCUACGCCUUUUUGGGAACUGCCGUCUCCUGCAUUGUCAUAGGGGGGCUCAAAAAUUCGUGUAUAACAGAGGAGAGAACAGCCCCGGUGAGGCCAGUGUCCAAGAGCCCUGCCAGAGCCGGAGGCCCUGCAGAUGCAGCGGGGUUACCCAGGGUCUGGGUUCCUGUCCCCUCACAGUCCCCCUUUGGCACGUGUCCACACCAGCCGCUGCUGCGGCCAAGAGGCGCAGUUGGGUUUGAUCCCGAGUCAGACGCUCGGGGCAAGAGCCUCACUCGCGGUUUUAUUAAGACCCUGAAUGGUCCCAUUUUGCUGCUGACCUCUGGCAGAUGUUUCGCACGCAGCACGGGCGGUUGCGCUGUUUGUAAGCGCUUCUCUCGGGCACAGACCCAGGCCAGCGGCGUUUCUUUCUACGCGUCGGAGAGGAGAAAAAAAUACAAACAGGCAAUGAGGGAAACGGCAAAGAGACGUGUUUGA